This is a messenger RNA of Rhododendron vialii, 1889 nucleotides long. RefSeq names its product cysteine synthase. The coding region runs from base 105 to 1250 and encodes 381 amino acids. The record is from RefSeq and is a predicted model, not a curated record. The transcript is spliced from 10 exons. Gene Ontology annotation, biological process: double fertilization forming a zygote and endosperm; pollen tube growth. NCBI's taxonomy places the organism in Eukaryota, Viridiplantae, Streptophyta, Magnoliopsida, Ericales, Ericaceae. Gene Ontology annotation, cellular component: cytoplasm. Gene Ontology annotation, molecular function: cysteine synthase activity.
AACUGUGUUCGUAGACUUUUUGGAAACGAAACUAUCAACCCUCAAAAAUUCGAUAAGACACGGAGGAGAGAGAGAGAGAGAGAGAGAGAGAGAGAGCAGAAGGGAUGACAACAAUGGCUUCUCAUUCUGUGAUGAACAAGCCCUUGACCCCUCUCAGCAACCCUAAUUCAAAACCUCCAUUCCUGAGUAAUUACACUAGCACUAGUUUUAGGUUCACUUCUCAAAGCCUAAAGAAAUCUGUAAAGGUCUCUUCUUUUCGUCCAAUAGUAUGCAAAGCUGUUUCUUUAGAUAACCAAACUGAGAUUCAAGCCCUGAACAUUGCCGAAGACGUCAGUCAGCUUAUUGGGAGAACCCCGAUGGUGUUCUUGAAUAAAAUUGUUAAGGGGUCUCUUGCAAACAUAGCUGCCAAGCUUGAGAUCAUGGAGCCGUGCUGUAGUGUCAAGGACAGGAUAGGAUACAGCAUGAUUACUGAAGCUGAGAAGGAGGGUCUUAUAACACCAGGGAAGAGUAUUCUGGUGGAGCCUACAAGUGGAAACACAGGCAUUGGCCUCGCUUUUAUAGCAGCUUCAAAAGGGUAUAAGCUCAUCUUGACAAUGCCCGCUUCUAUGAGUCUGGAGAGAAGGGUUCUUAUGAAAGCUUUUGGGGCUGAGCUUGUUUUGACUGAUUCUGCUACGGGCAUGAAGGGAGCAGUUCAGAAAGCUGAAGAAAUUUUGAAUAGCACCCCAAAUGCAUACAUGCUUCAACAAUUUGAUAAUCCAGCAAAUCCAAAGAUUCACUAUGAGACAACUGGUCCUGAGAUCUGGGAAGAUACAAAAGGCAAGGUGGAUUUUUUUGUUGCAGGGAUUGGCACUGGUGGAACAAUUAGUGGGGUUGGUCGGUUCCUUAAAGAGAAAAACCCUGGCGUAAAGGUAAUUGGUGUAGAACCUCUAGAAAGCAACAUACUAUCUGGCGGGAAGCCUGGGCCUCACAAAAUUCAAGGAAUUGGAGCAGGUUUCAUACCAAGAAAUUUGGAUCAAGAUGUGGUUGAUGAAGUCAUACAGAUAUCUAGCGAUGAAGCUGUUGAAAAUGCAAAGCAGCUGGCACUCCAAGAGGGCUUGUUGGUUGGAAUUUCUUCUGGAGCAGCUGCAGCAGCUGCUCUCAAGGUUGGAAAGAGACCUGAGAAUGCAGGAAAGCUUAUCGCGAUAUGCUUUUUGUUUUCUUGGAUGAAUGGUGUUUACAAGGUGCCUGAUAGGAGUUCUAUGCGUACUUGAUAAAUUCGAAUUCCAAGAUGUACUUGAUAGGAGAAUGUCCCACUAAAUAUGCCGGACAUAGAUCUCAUACAUUAAGAGUGUUGAAUGUUGGACAAAGGAAGAGUGGAAAAAGGGUUUGACAGCUUGAGGAGCUCCCUGCUAUUAAGAGCUAUCUAUUAUCAAAGCCUAUUUUCGUUUUGUGAAUCUCAAGAGUCAGAAAUAUUACAAGGAAUUGUGUCAUUUCUCUUGCUAUGCUUGAUAGUGAGAUUUCUGUCAUUUAAUUCUCUUGCUAUGCUUGAUAGUGAGAUUUCUGUCAUUUAAUUCUCUUGCUAUGCUUGAUGGUGAGAUUUCUUAUUUAGGCUAUCAGUUGAUACUUCCUAGUUACAAACUUGUAAUUGCCUUGUCAUGACAUUAUUCGGAAACCAUUUGUGCAGUUAACUGGGCCGUGAAUAAUCACUGUCCUAAACUAGUUCCAAACUUCAUUUCCAAACACCUUUUCCUAUCACUGGUUCCUCAACUAUAACAAACACUGUGAAAUAUAGGAAUAUGCAGUUCGAAUUUUUGAGAUCUUCAAAUGUUUGCAGGUUGUUUUCCCGAGCUUCGGUGAACGAUACCUCUCAUCUGUUCUUUUCCAAUCGAUACGAGAAGAAUGCGAGAAAA